UGUCACAGAUCUGUAAUUGGUCAUAUGCUCAGAGAGGAAGAUUAGGGGAUAUUUUCUUUAACUUCUGUUUGUGCUGCUGCUGAGCAGAGGGAAGGGCAGAGGGACAAGAAGCCGAAAACUCACAUCUAAUAACCAGAACUUAUAUCAGUUACUAUGGACUGUGUAUUGAGAAUAUUCACUCUCAUCCUACAGGCAGGAUUCCUUGUGGCAGAAAAUAAAAUUUCCCAUGUGCAAGGUGUAGCGGGAAGUGAAAUAUUCUUAUCACCUCAUAUACCUCAUGGAUUUACCAUCAGAGAUGUCUUCUGGAGGCAUAGCAAUGAGAUAGUAGCUUCACAUAUUCAAGGGACCACACAAACAAUAUAUCAGUCUAGGUUCUUUGAAAGAGCCCGACUCUUAAAUAACUUUACCCUGGAAAUUUCUGGCCUGGAGAUUGGAGACAGUGGAAUUUUUACCAGUCUUCUGGUUGACAUUAGAGGACACAUGAAGCAGAAUGAAUUUCACCUGACAGUGUAUGAGCCAGUAGCUCAGCCAGCAGUCCAGGUUUUUGCAUCCAGCAGUGAAGAAGAUGGCAAGAACUGUACAGUUGUUUUGAUCUGCACCACCACCAAUGGAAGCAACGCCACCUACACAUGGAGAGCAGACUCAAUGGAGCAGGAUCGUGUGAUUUCCAAUGAGGUCACAUUUGAUGGAGGCCACAUCCUAAAGGUCAUUUUGGCCCCAACUGACCAGGAUACAUUGUAUACCUGUACUGUUAAUAAUCCAGUCAGUCAGCUGAACACAUCAGUCAUGCCAUGGAACAGCUGUAAAUUCCACUCAGGAGCAGAUGCUGAGGUCUUUAGCUGCAAAAUGAUUCCCUACUUAGCGGCAACCCUCAUCCUGCUGUUCAUUGCCAUGACUUUUUGGGUUCUUCUUUGCACCAGAACUAAAGGUAAAAGCAGACAGAAGGAGAAGCAAAAUGUUGAGGGGGUAUUGUUACAACAUACCCCAGAUAGGCCUAAUCAGGAUGCAGCAGAGGACGGGCCACAGAAUGUAUAAUGACAAUAUAGAAGAAAGGCUGGAUGGAGCAGCACAUUCACUGUGAAUAGAUAACACAGAGUAAAGAAGAAGAGCACUUGGAGAUGACAAAUGGAAGUCUGUGUACAAAAACUCUCAGUUACUGCCCAAGGAUUACAUUGAGGAUUACAGUUUGUCAGAGGAACAAGGUUUGGGCACAACUCAACACUACACUGAGGCAUCAAAAUAUAUACAACUUGGUCCAUCAGGAUUCUUAGUGCACAUCUUUAUAUAAAAUGGGUCUAGAAAUUAUAAUAAAUGACUUCUUGUUGGAAGAGAAAUGUACAAGGAAAGAAAACAAAAUUAUCAUUGGAGACCUCUAGAGAUCUCUCUCCCGAAACACAUACCUCAUACUUUUUUGGAUAAGUUUCAUGUAUGGAACCUUUAUCUUGGAGUCAAGAAUUCACUUUAUUGAACACUGUCAUGUGUCUAAGGAAGGCACUGUCUUUUGGAAUUACUGAUGAUGACAUUCCACCCCCUGCAGCUACCACUUCUCCAUACUUGGUGUCAAUCACAAUGAAACUUUGUACUAGAUACUUUCCUGAUUUUUUUUUCAAUUUAGUUUGAGCAACUACUUCCCUGAUCAAAUGUAAAUGUAAAUUAGAAACGUUGAAUACAUUCUAAUGUAUAUAUUUUGUAUUGUAAAAUGGA
Molecule: messenger RNA, 1704 nt
Organism: Xenopus laevis (African clawed frog)
Lineage: Eukaryota; Metazoa; Chordata; Amphibia; Anura; Pipidae
Gene: slamf8.S
Product: SLAM family member 8 S homeolog
Exons: 5
Coding region: 154-1035 (293 amino acids)
Cellular component (GO): membrane
Source: RefSeq, a predicted model, not a curated record